Messenger RNA from Dicentrarchus labrax (European seabass), 784 nucleotides. RefSeq names its product gamma-crystallin M3-like. Gene Ontology annotation, molecular function: structural constituent of eye lens. The transcript has 4 exons. The record is from RefSeq and is a predicted model, not a curated record. The coding region runs from base 1 to 564 and encodes 187 amino acids. Lineage: Eukaryota; Metazoa; Chordata; Actinopteri; Moronidae. Gene Ontology annotation, biological process: lens development in camera-type eye; visual perception.
AUGCUGGAACAACAGAAAUCAAAUAGCGUGACCAUGAGCGGAAAGAUUAUCUUCUUCGAGGGGAGAAACUUCCAGGGCCUCUCGUAUGAGUGCAUCAGUGACUGCUCUGAAAUCGCCUCUCACCUGAGCCGCUGCAGCUCCUGCAGGGUGGAGAGCGGGACGUUCAUGGUCUACGACCAGCCCAACUACACGGGCCAGCAGUACCUCCUGACCACGGGAGAGUACCCAGAGUAUCAGAACACCAUCGGCUUCAAUGACUGCAUCCAGUCCUGCCGUGUUGUCCCUGUGCACAAGGGACCCUUUAAGCUGAGGAUCUAUGAAAAAGACAACUUUGAAGGGCAGAUGCAUGAACUGACCGAGGACUGCGACUCCAUCCAGGAUCACUAUCACAUGUCUGACAUGCAGUCCUGCAACGUGAUGGAAGGCUACUGGUUGAUGUUUGAGCAGCCCAACUACGAGGGCAGGAUGUUUUAUCUGAGACCAGGAAAGUACAAGAACCUCAGAGAGAUCAGCAGUGAUGAUGUGAGGUUCAAUUCAAUCAGACGCAUCACAGAAACUGUCUAAUGAUUUAUAUUAAGAUGAUAAGUUUUGCAGAUGCUUUGUUUUAUGAAUAUUAACAAGUUGUUGUUUUGUUUUUGAGAGGCAAAAAGACGGAGCCUUAUUUUUAUCCUGAAACUGUGAUUUGUGCAUUGUUUGCAUGUUUUUCCAGUUGUACUGUGCAAUCCAGCCACAAUGAAUUUACCUCUUUAACUGUGUGACGCGCAAAAUAAAAUGAUUUGCUGCA